AUGCUUUCUGAUCAACCUAGCUACAUACCAGGAUAUACAGGUUUCAUUCCAAAACUCCAAAGUGUAGUUGGAGAAACCUAUGGCAACGCGACCCGAAAACUGAUUUCCCAUCAGGCCAAGUUGCUACGAUUAAGCCAUAGCACAUUCAGCCUACCUGGUCACAGGUAUCAUCCCAGCAGGCCAUUAAGAUGGCUGGAUAAGUAUUACUACCCUCAAUUGGCUCAAGAAGAUGGAAACACCACCUGUGAGUACCUGCCCACAAGUACUAAGAGAGCUGGUUCUGCUCGAAGGCUCGUCUAUGAUGGUGAUCCCCAAACCACUUCUGCUAUUCAGUCAAUAGAAAAGGUCAAGGCAGACUUAAAGCCACCACCAAAACUGAGGGCAACAAGCCAGCUCAGCCUAACCAAGCUGGCAGAGACUGUUUCUUCUACAACACCUAGUUUGCCCCCUGAUAAGGGUCUCUCUAGGAUCGUCCGUACCGCCAUCUCCAAAACAGAAAAUGUACAAAACACAGGAAUUCCAUCUUUAGCGCCGAAUAAGAGAGAGACCCUUCGUAAGCAACGAGGCAAACUGUUAUACAGAACUGACUGCGGCCUCCUUCCAAAUUACACUGGCUAUGUUCCGGGACACAAGUUCUCAUUUGGGAAGACCUGGGGAGCAAGCACGAGGGGCUCCCUGGGAACAAGAAAGCCGCAGCCUGUCCUUUGGACUUCUCCCAUGCGAGCAUAG
Euleptes europaea (tarantolino) is the source of this 729-nucleotide messenger RNA. Its product is annotated as protein FAM166B-like. The coding region runs from base 1 to 729 and encodes 242 amino acids. NCBI's taxonomy places the organism in Eukaryota, Metazoa, Chordata, Lepidosauria, Squamata, Sphaerodactylidae. The record is from RefSeq and is a predicted model, not a curated record. The transcript is spliced from 5 exons.